Messenger RNA from Lactuca sativa (garden lettuce), 495 nucleotides. Lineage: Eukaryota; Viridiplantae; Streptophyta; Magnoliopsida; Asterales; Asteraceae. The record is from RefSeq and is a predicted model, not a curated record.
AUGGUAGGAAAACCUAAAAGCAUACCCAUUUAUCCCCAAAGAGAACAACAACUCAACCUAUACGUCUUAGGAAUGAUAUUGGCAUGUUUAUACACCCUUGCAGACAGCAUGGUUGGUUUCCAUCGCCCUGGAGAUCCUUAUUUCCCUAAUCAGGGGAAUAACGAAUGGCUGGAAGAAUCCGAGGAGGAACCUGAAGAGGUCCCCAAGGAGGAGCCUGAAGAGGAACCCGAGGAAGACACCGAGGAGGAAUCCGAAGGGGAACCGGAGGCGGAAGCCGAAGGCAGACCUGUCGAGCCAGUGGAGGACCAGGAGGAGGAGGAAGCCGAAGGAGGUCUCGAGGAAGAACCCAUCGAAGACGAAGAUGGGUUUAUAACCCGUCACUCCCGUAACCCUAACCCUACUUCAACAUCAGCCGCCACCCUUGUUCCUCCACCCCUCCAGUUGCCACUACCUUCACCAUCGAGGUCAAUACCACCGAUGAUGUUGCCGACGUAA